AUGGCUACGAAUCAAUCCAGGAAGUACGGUGUUACACCUCCAGUAUCCCAGAACUUCCCCACUGAAGCUGAGCUUGCUGCCAACGAUGCCCUCAUUGCGGAGCUGAAGAGACAAAACAACUUCGAGGGCCUGGAGGAGACAGAGCGAAGAAAAUCUACACUUCAGCUUAUACAGAAGAUCACUGUGGAAUUCGUCAAACAUGUCAGCAAGACGAAGAAUCUCCCUCAGUCCGUUGUGGACAAAGCCGGCGGCAAGAUUUUUACAUUCGGGAGCUAUCGCCUUGGAGUUUACGGACCUGGCUCUGAUAUAGACACCCUCGUCGUUGUACCACAGCACGUGACUCGAGAAGACUUUUUCGAGCACGUCCCUACCCUUCUGGAGCGUAUGGCCCCUCCUGGAGCCAUCAAGGAGCUGACGCCCGUACCCGACGCCUAUGUACCAAUCAUCAAACUCGAGCUUUCUGGCAUAAGCGUCGAUCUCAUUUUCGCACGCCUCGCCCUCCAGUCUGUGCCGAUAACCCUCACUCUCAAAGAUACUAGCAUACUACGGGGUUUGGAAGAAAGAGAUUUGCGAUCUUUGAAUGGAACACGGGUGACGGACGAAAUACUCGAAUUGGUUCCGCAACAGAAGACGUUCAGAACCGCGUUACGAGGCAUCAAGCUAUGGGCCCAACGUCGAGCGAUCUACUCCAACGUGAUUGGGUUUCCCGGUGGUGUGGCAUGGGCAAUGUUGGUAGCCAGAAUCUGUCAGCUAUACCCUCAAGCCACAGGUUCUGUCGUCAUUGAAAAAUUCUUCCUCAUGAUCGGCAAAUGGCCAUGGCCUCAGCCGGUACUCCUUAAAAGUAUCGAAGAUGGUCCGUUGCAAGUGCGAGUUUGGAAUCCCAAGAUUUACAAUGGAGACCGCUUCCAUCUCAUGCCAAUCAUCACACCAGCAUACCCCUCAAUGUGUGCGACGCAUAAUAUCUCGAUGUCAACCAAGACCAUCCUUAUUCGAGAGCUAGAGCGAGGCAGGGCGAUAACCGAUAAGAUCUUCAGUGGCCAAUUGCAAUGGAAAGACUUGUUUUCAAAGCAUACUUUCUUCACCGAUGACUACAAGUACUAUCUCAGUAUCAUUGCCUCAAGCAGAACAAAGGAUGCGCAGAAAGUCUGGUCUGGCCUCGUUGAAUCCAAAGUACGCCUACUCGUAUCGAACCUUGAGACCCAAGAAGCGAUUGCGGUGGCGCGGCCGUUUAACAAAGGGUUUGAACGCGUGCACCAUUGCAAGAAUGAAGAUGAGAUCUACGCUGUCUUGAACGGCGACCUCAGGUUCCAAGCCACAAAUGUCAAGACUGAAACGACCGAUGUUGCCAAGGAUCCGGUGCAUGCUGCUGCUGCCCAGGGUAAUUCUGACGAAAUGGCAAUGCCGAAUGGUCAUACCGAGGCUACCACGAACGAAGAUGGAGAGCAGACCAUCUAUAAUACGACCUACUACAUCGGCCUUGAGCUAGCUCAAGACGCGACGAAGAAACUCGAUAUAUCAUAUCAAACAAAGGAGUUUAAAGAAAUCUGUACAGGAUGGCAGAGCUACAACCGAGAUCUGAAUUCCCUGUCUAUUGUCCAUACUCGAAAUUACGAUUUGCCAGACGACGUUUUUCCGUUAGGAGAAGUUAAACCCACUAGGCCAAAGAAGAAGGUCAGCAAGAAGAGAGACCUCGACGCUAUGGAGGAAACCCCUCAGCCUUCGAAUGGCGUGAAGAGACGACGAUCAGACGAGAAGGAACCAACAGCUUAA
Messenger RNA from Letharia columbiana, 1770 nucleotides. RefSeq lists its product as uncharacterized. Gene Ontology annotation, cellular component: nucleus. The transcript is spliced from 6 exons. The record is from RefSeq and is a predicted model, not a curated record. The coding region runs from base 1 to 1770 and encodes 589 amino acids. Lineage: Eukaryota; Fungi; Ascomycota; Lecanoromycetes; Lecanorales; Parmeliaceae. Gene Ontology annotation, molecular function: RNA binding; poly(A) RNA polymerase activity.